Messenger RNA from Lolium perenne, 939 nucleotides. Lineage: Eukaryota; Viridiplantae; Streptophyta; Magnoliopsida; Poales; Poaceae. The record is from RefSeq and is a predicted model, not a curated record.
CCAGACCCGCCGGCAGUGGACUCCAUUUCAGAACUGAGGAUGAGGAAUCACACCUAGUGGCCGUGCCUGCCUUGGACAGGUGCUGCACAAUCGUUUCAACAUACGCCUUGAUCUUCUCCGCCACACGACGGCAGCUGGGCUCCGUCGCAUUGUUGCGAGCAUCAUUCCUGGCCUCCCAAAUGUGCCAGACGGAGACCCUGUUAUUUAGACGCCAAACGCCGGUUUGCAGCGCCCACACGAACGACUCAAGGUCUAGGUCCCGUUCGAUCCCCUUUUCAGAAGAAGAAUGUCUGGUUCAUUGUUGCUGAGAUCCGCAGGCCGCGUCGUUCGGCGAUCCUUCUCGCAAGCGCAAGACUCCUUCCAUCGGAGCCCCGUCCGUCUGCUCUCCGGUGGUGCCGGGAGGUUCCAACCCCCCAACGAGCAUUCUCCAUCAAAACCCAAAGUCGGACACAACGAGAGACUUGAGUCUGGAAGGAGGAUUUGUCGAGCUGCCGAGUACCACAAGGAUAUGGAUGAGUUUGCCUCGGAAGUGCGUGUUGUGCGGGAUAAAGUUCGUGCUUGGGAACAAAGAUGUAAAGAAUCUGAUAAAUGGCAUGAGCGACGAGAGGGAGUGUUAAUUUGUGCCACUGUUCUUUUCAUUGCGUUUUGUGUAUUUUCCUAAGGAGAAAUAUCCUUGGAGUAAAAUCCAUCAUUACCUCAACCUGCCGGCGGGGGUCAGUUCCAUGGACAUCAGGAAUGAAAUUUUAGGGUCAUGAAUACAACUCAUGGGCUUGAUGCCGAUGGUGCGGUGUAUCUGAUGAUGUUGCGAGAUGGGGGCCCACUGUCAGCCCCUAGUUGUGUUUUAUGGCGAAAUAUAUGCUGAAUUACUUUUGAAAGUUACCAAAUAUUGUACUCCAUCCUACCCAAAAUUAAUGGCAUAUAGUCUUUGAUUAAGUCAAA